Leptopilina boulardi is the source of this 4234-nucleotide messenger RNA. RefSeq names its product transcription factor Sox-10-like. Gene Ontology annotation, biological process: regulation of transcription by RNA polymerase II. Lineage: Eukaryota; Metazoa; Arthropoda; Insecta; Hymenoptera; Figitidae. Gene Ontology annotation, molecular function: DNA-binding transcription factor activity, RNA polymerase II-specific; RNA polymerase II cis-regulatory region sequence-specific DNA binding. Bases 866 to 2689 code for a protein of 607 amino acids. The transcript is spliced from 5 exons. The record is from RefSeq and is a predicted model, not a curated record. Gene Ontology annotation, cellular component: nucleus.
ACUGCCCUGAGGCAAUGCAACCACCUCACUUCUGCGCUGAUCGUGUCGCACACCAGAAACUCACAUCGUGAACAGUUUCACAUUUUGACGUUUCUCGCAUUGACUUCCGUAUAUAACACACAACACGCGUGACGCGUUACAAAAGAAGACUCAAUUUUUUUCAUAUUCUUUGUGAAAAAAAAUUUUCUACCUAAAUAUUUUUACCAUCAUUCUUCUUUAAAUUUAUUCCAAUCUCCUUAGAAUAAUUUUAUUUCUGAAAUUCUUCUAUAUUUUAAUACGGUAUCAAAUCUCAUAAAAUUUAUUCCUAAAGAUAUUUUUACUACAAGGACAAAAGAAAGAAAAUUAUCAACGUGAAAAUGUGAUUGAAGAGUGUUCGCGAAAGUGAAAAUUUGGAAAUAUUAAAGAAUUAUCACAAGAGAGAAGAAAGAAUAACAUUUUACGGUAUCAUUUUCCAUUAAUAAUGAAAUGAAAAUUAUACAGUUAAAUGAGUGCAUUUAACAAUUGUUUCCUAAACAUUGCCGAUGAUAAUGAAUAAUAAUAAUGCAGAUAAGAUAUUCGCAGUUUAUUUCUGUGUUUUUGCGUCAGUCAUCAUUACCAAGUGUUGUCUUAAUCAGUCAAAUUAAUUAAACCUGACAGUUUACGUGCGUGAGAAGCCAAAGAGUAAAGAUCAUCACCAUCCCAGCUGGUUGUGAUUUUUUUUUUUUUUAUAAAUUGUGCCGAGAUUGCUUAUAUUCCAUGACCUAUUCCAAUUUCCAGGAAGAAUAUGAUAAUCUCUUUCUCACUCUAAGUUUGAAUAAUUAAAUUGCAAUCACUUUUGUAUAUAUAUAUAUAAGAUUCGAGUAAAACUUGAAUUGUCUUGAGAAAAAUGAAUGAAAUUAUAGGAGACACUUCUAAUUCAUCGGGAGGAAAAUAUACAUAUUCUUGCACAUCAACGAGAAGACGUUUAAACGAUAUGAUGGAGGAGACAGAAAAUGGAUUUCGUCGUCCUGCAGCAAAACGAAGAAUUGCUGAUGAUUCGACAAAUAAAAAUUCAUCGGAAGAAAUUUCCUAUCAUAAUAAUUUGAAAAGAAAUUCAAAUGAAGAUGAAGAAUCAUAUGAAUUGAAUAAUCACCACGUGGGUAGUGAUGUUUCUUCUUUUGCCUCGUGCGGAAAGAGGAAACUCAAUGACAUUUCAGAUGAGAUUCCCUCUGGUGCUGAAGAUGCAUAUUCCUGUGUAAACAGAAAAAUGAAUGAAAUUAUGUCGACAGAUGGAAAUAAUUUAUCUUUAAAUAAUGGAACAGAAGCUGCAUUUCGUUGUCCGGCGUUGAAGAAAAAAAUGAAUGAAAUCAUUGAAGAAUCUACCGGUAUACUUUCAUUGGAAUCUGAGUCUUUUCCCUCUUCGGGUAAGAGGAACAAUAAUGUUGAUACAUUAUCAGGAAUUGAUUCCACUGAAAUGGAAGUUGCUUAUCGUUAUGCUACGACGAAGAGAAAAAAUAUUGAUGGAGAAUCGUCGUGUACAAUUGGCACAGGUGGUGUGAUUAAUGUGAAGAACAAUAAUUCAACCAGUAAAAAUAAUAAUUCACUAAUUGGACCAAAUGGAGAAGGAAUCAGCGCCGCCGUCGCUAAAGUUCUCAAGGGAUACGAUUGGAAUCUUGUGCCAGUUGCUACCAAGGGUUCCGGUGACAAAAGAGCGGCUCAUAUAAAAAGGCCUAUGAACGCAUUUAUGGUAUGGGCGCAAGCUGCAAGAAGAAAGCUCGCUGAUCAAUAUCCACAACUUCAUAAUGCGGAAUUAUCAAAAACUCUGGGAAAACUUUGGCGGGUCCUGACGGACAUCGAAAAAAAGCCCUUCGUCGAGGAAGCUGAUCGAUUGCGUUUAAUUCAUAAACGUCAGCAUCCGGACUAUAAGUAUCAACCCCGUCGGAGAAAACAGAAUGGACCCGGUGGUAGGGAAAAUUCUCCCACUAGGAAUCAAACUAACGUUACAUUCAGUGUGGCAAAAUCGAUGAAACAAGAGGAUAUUAAUGUGAGAGGUGCCAAAUGUCCGAAUUCACCUGAAAAUUGUGUUAGUUCUUCACCACCUUCGACUCCUUCUCAAGGAUUGACUCAAAUGUCGCCACCGACGCCUCCGACAACUCCGAGAUGUCAACAUUACAUUAAUCAAGGACAUCAGCAUCAACAAAAUAAUGCUCUUUAUCAUCAAGAAAUUUCAACUCCAUCCGCGGAUUCGCCACAAGGUGAUUUGAGAUAUCUUGAUCUAUCAGUGGAAGAUAGUCAACUCAGUAGUUUGAGUUCGUUGGGAGGCGGGAAUCUUGGUAUUCCUUUUAAUCUUCAAGAAUGCGAGGUUGAAAGUAAUGAAUUGGAUCAAUAUCUUUCUCCAUCAGUGCAAAAUCUUCAUCAGUACAAUUCCAUGCCGCCUACUACUUCAUCUCAAUGGCCACUUAAUAGGUUCGAAGAAGAUGUGGAAAAACCAAAUAAGCGUUACUAUCCAGAUUCUUCCGUCUCUGAAGUGUACUGGGAAGACAAAUCACAGGAGAUGAGAUAUCAUGAUCUACAGCCACCGCUACCGCCUGUUCAGUAUGUACCCACGCAACAUCAUUCACACACAACAACAACAACUCAAGUGGGUCAUCCACAUGUUUCUAAUCCUUAUUCUUCGUACCAUCGUUAUAUGCCCAGUAUUGAAAAUUGGGCUAAUUCCAAUUUCCUUUAAAAAAAAGAAUCUAGCCAAAGUCCCCCAAUUAAUUCACUGUCCUCUUUUUCCCUCCGAGGAAAAAAAAAACGUCCAAUUAUAUUUGUUAAAAUAAUUCCGUUUUUUUUCACAAAUCGCAAAUUUUCUCUUUUUUAUUUUAAAUGAUUUUUAAAUUGUUUCUCAAAUUAUUCAAUUGAAAAUUUAUUUUGAAACUCAUCUUACAUUACUGAAUUAAUAUUAAUUGAACUGAAUUCUAUUUUAUAUUGAAUCAAAAUUUUGACCUAAAUUUAAAAUUCCGAAUAUAAAACAUUAAUUAAAAAUUGAUUACAUUUUUAAUAUUUAGUUGAUGUUUUUUUAACUUUGAAAUGAAUGACAUUUUUUUAAACAAUUUUUCAUAACGAUGUUUUUUUUAAAUUAACAGUUGUUUUUAAAACGCUGAUUAAUGUUUCGGAAAAUACAGAGUAUGACAUAUAAAUAUAAAAUUGAAGACGUUCUGUGUACGAUAACAGAAGUAAUGAAGACAAAGAGUGGGAGUUGAAGAGAUAGCCAAAUACGAUGUAAUUAAUGGUUAAUUACAGUGAUUAUAAUUAAAUAUAAGUACUGCGCGUGUCAUUUUCGAGCGCAAUUAUUAUAUAGUCUAUAUUUUAUAUAUAUAUAUAUAUAUUAUAUAUAGAAAUUAUAAUAAGUUCUAUUAUAUAGAUAUGCAAAUUUUGCAUAUAUACUUCAUGAUAUAGAGUAUACGUUUAUUAGAAAUUAAUAUGGAAUUUGUGCGUGUGAGAAAUGCCUGUGAGGCAAAAGAAAAGAAAAAAAACUAUAAGACUCCAUGACAUCAUUCCAUGACAGCAGAUCAUUCCAAAGCGGACAAUUUCAGAACAAACAAAUACCGCUUCGAUAUGUGCCUGAUCUAAUAGUAUAAACUUGAACUGCAUAUAAACUGCAUUCAAUGUUUAUUAUACACGUUGAACUUAACUUCUAUCACUGACACUUCAAAUAAACUUCUUCAAAUUUCCAACGUUGUAUAUGAAAAUCAUUGAAAUUUCAGUUUCAAUUUCAAGGAAACAUAAAUUUCAGUUUUAUUUCCUUAUAAUUAAAAUUUAAAGAAAGAGUUUGCUUUUCUUAAAUUAAAGAAAAAAUAUUUCAAACGAAAUUUGAAGAAAGAGAUUUUUUAAAAAGCACUUUUGACAAUAAUAUAUAAGAGAUUAAUAUGUCACUAAAAUGAAUUCCAGUUGGAAAGAAAAAGUGCUAUUUUAAAAAUUUUACUAUUAAUUAAUUAAAUCAAUUUUUAAUUAAUUAAUAUAGCCAUAUUAACAAAAUUAACGAUUUUUAUCAUAGAUUUGCUUUUGUACUUAGAUAUUUAUUUAGCUGAGAAACAUGUUUACAAAAAAAAAAUGCUUUCUUGAAAUAUUUUUAUUACGUAAACAUAAUUUUUAAAGAAUAAAAGAAAUUUCAUGAAAGAGAAAUUAUAGAUAGUUUUUAAAAAUUAUCUCUGCACGUUAUAUUAUUUAAUGUAUUCUAUAUAUAAACUAUAUCCAUAUAUUUUCCGAAAUAUUUGAAAUGUCGAUUUAC